Molecule: messenger RNA, 1375 nt
Organism: Perognathus longimembris pacificus (Pacific pocket mouse)
Lineage: Eukaryota; Metazoa; Chordata; Mammalia; Rodentia; Heteromyidae
Gene: Sult2b1
Product: sulfotransferase family 2B member 1
Exons: 7
Coding region: 114-1124 (336 amino acids)
Biological process (GO): sulfation
Cellular component (GO): cytoplasm
Molecular function (GO): sulfotransferase activity
Source: RefSeq, a predicted model, not a curated record
GCAGCACCGGGAGAACCGGCUGCGGCCGCCCCUCCCCGUGGGCCGGGCCAGGUAGGCUCGCGGCGGCUGGGCGCGCGGCGCAGACGCUCGGCGCACCCGGCCUCGGCCCCGCCAUGGACGGGCCGCAGCCCCGGGUUCCCCGGAACGCGCUGGAGGACAUCUCGGAGCUCAGCCAGAAGCUGCCAGGAGACUACUUCUGGUACAAAGACAUCCCCUUUCCCCUUGGCCUGUACUCUCCAGACAGCAUCAGCCAGGCAGAGAAUGCCCUGGAUGUGCGGGAUGACGACAUCUUUAUCAUCACCUACCCAAAAUCAGGCACCAACUGGAUGAUAGAGAUUGUCUGCUUGAUCCUGAAGGACGGGGAUCCCUCCUGGAUCCGCUCAGUGCCCAUCUGGGAGCGGGCGCCCUGGUGUGAGACCAUCAUGAGCGCCUUCAGCCUGCAGGACCAGCCCAGCCCGCGCAUCAUGAGCUCCCACCUCCCCAUCCAGCUCUUCACAAAGGCCUUCUUCACAUCCAAGGCCAAGGUGAUCUACCUGGGGCGGAACCCCCGGGAUGUACUGGUUUCCCUCUAUCACUACUCCAAGAUUGCUGGGCAAUUGAAGGACCCCGGCACACCGGACCAGUUUCUUCAGAACUUCCUCAAAGGCGAAGUGCAGUUUGGUUCCUGGUUCGACCACAUUAAGGGCUGGAUCCGGAUGCAGGGCAAGGAGAACUUCCUGUUCAUCACCUAUGAAGAGCUGCAGCAGGAUCUCCAAGGCUCCGUGCAGCGCAUCUCUGAGUUUCUGGGCCGGACGCUGGACGAGGAAGCUCUGGGCUCCGUAGUGGCCCACUCGGCCUUCAGCGCCAUGAAGGCCAACGCCAUGUCCAACUACACACUCCUGCCCCCCAGCCUGCUGGACCACCGCCAGGGCGCCUUCCUCCGGAAAGGGGUCUCCGGAGACUGGAAAAACCACUUCACGGUGACGCAGAGUGAGGCCUUCGACCGCGUGUACCGCGCGCGCAUGCGCGGGCUGCCGGCCUUCCCCUGGGACGAGGCCCCUGAGAGCCCCGAGACCCGUGAGGACGCGGACCCCGAACCCGCGGAGCCCAGCGCGGACGCCGACGCCCCCCACCCCGGCCCCUGACCCCGCAAUAAACGCCGGGCUCCGCCCUCCGCCCACUGCAGUGACCCGCGCCGCCGGCAGGGGGCGCGCGCGAGGGCCCCGGGAGGAUGGGGGUGGGGGGGACCCUGGCUGCACCCCGGCCUGUGGGGUACCCGUGAGGGCGCCGCCCUGGGGUCCUCAGGCCCAGGGACUACCAGAGGCCGGGCUGGAUAACGCCCUUCCGCAAUCCCCGCGCUGGGAGGAGGCAGGAGCAGCAUGGGCUCCAGACUGAG